AAUUAAGCCUCGCUCGGAGUGGAAGUGCGCCGGGCCCGUCCGAGUCGACCAGUGCGUGUAACAGAGGUACCUACCUACAGUCGGGAAGCCGUGUAAGGGGCUCAACGUAACUAUAUCGUUUAUUGAUGGACAGGAAAUUGGUUCCAGGACCGGGCAAGAUGGCGACAAAGAAAGCUCCUGAACCGAAGUCUUUUCCCGAACCGAAGUCUUCGACGAGCACUGCUGAUGCUACUGAGUCAACCCCGCUUGUCUCCAAGAAUGGACCAGAGGAUCCAACGGGCCGCGAAGAGGGCGGAGGCCUAUCCAUGAAGCAGACUGUCCUUCUGAUAGCCGGCGAGAUGGCGGGCAGCGGAGUGCUGGCUCUACCGAGAGCGCUCGCUAGAACUGGAUGGUUCGGUGUCCCGGUGAUCAUCCUGAUGUGCGUGAUCGCGGCGUUCAGCGGCAAGAGGCUCGGCGACUGUUGGACCAUGAUCGAGGCUCGCGACCCCAAGAUGAGGAGCAGGCAGCGAAACCCAUAUGCUAUUAUCGCCGAACAGUCAUUAGGAAAAACUUGGAGUGUGGUGGUGUCAUGCGCCAUGAUGGUGACGCUGUUCGGCGCGUCGGUGGUGUACCUGCUGCUGGCGGCGCAGAUCAUCGAGCACGUGUUCCUGGCGCUGCUGCCCACCAUGACCAUCUGCGUGUGGUACCUCAUCGUGGCCGGCGCCAUGACGCCGCUGCUCCUCUUCGCCACGCCCAAGGACUUUUAUUUUACGGGUGUGAUUGCCUUCGGGUCCACGGUGGUGGCCUGCGUGCUGUACUUCAUCCAAAUGAUGAACGAUGUGAGGCCCUUCGUCUUCCGCUACGGCCUCCACGGAUUCCAAGAGUUCUUUCUGGCUCUUGGGACUAUCAUGUUCGCUUUUGGCGGAGCCUCUACUUUCCCUACCAUACAAAAUGACAUGGCUGAUAGAUCGAAGUUCAGUAAGACUAUCCAGUACAGUUUCGGAGCAAUCUUGCUGCUGUACCUGCCCAUCGCCAUCGCCGGGUACGCGGUGUACGGCGAGGCCGUGUCGCCCAACAUCGUGACGUCGCUGUCGUCGACGCCGCUCACCCUCGUCGCCAACGUUCUCAUGGCCAUCCACCUCGUGUUCGCGUUCAUUAUCAUCAUCAACCCCGUCUGCCAGGAGGUCGAGGAGCUGUACGAGGUACCUAGAGAUUCCGUCGGCUGGCGCAUGAUAGUGCGGCUGUCGAUCAUGGGCGCGAUCCUGUUCAUCGGCGAGAGCGUGCCGCGGUUCUACACGAUCCUGGCGCUGGUGGGCGGCACCAGCGUGGCGCUGCUCACGUUCAUCCUGCCCGCCUACUGCUACCUUAAGCUCGUGGAGCAGGCGCCGCCGGACCAGCCCGUCAGCCAGCCGGGCUGGAUGAAGAUGGCGUGUUGGCAGGUGAUCGCUGUGGGCGCGGUGGGCGGCGUCAUCGCCACCUACAGCGCUGUCAGCGCCAUCUUCAGCACGGCGCAGGCCACGCCGUGCUAUCUACGAUAAACGCCUACCUUUGCACCCUUUGAACCUCAACAAAUGCCUAAUAGCUCAUCUAUACCACGUGGUAACUUGCGGCAUGUGCUCCUUUGACUGAUUCGUUGUACCUCAUGUAAGUAGGUACAUGGCGAUGUAACAAAAAUCGCCUGCGAUUACUUACAUCGCUCAUCUCAGCCUUAUAGACAUCAUGAGCUAUCCUGGCUAAAAGGUUUACCUAUGUAACUUAAAAUGCCUCCGCAAAAUUUUGCUUCUGCCUAAAAAACAAAAAUGCCAAUCAAAGUAACACACCUACGUCACAGAGCACGAUACUUACACGUUUAUAAUUUAAUGCAUCUGAAGAUAUUUUGUACAUAAUGCGAUCAAUCAGAGAUAAGUAUUUAAAGACGGCGUUGCAUCGUGUUAAGCGGUUCAAAGGGGGUUUUUAGCAUUGUGACAUUUGUUACAUUAAUUGCGACUUAGCAGAUGAUAAAUUUGUAGCUCGUAUACUUACUUAUAAUCGUAUAGGUAUUGUAAUUUAAAAAUUCGAGAGGGUAAGCUGAGGUAUGAUUCCUAUCCACCAGGAGAUUGAAGUUACUGAGACUUGUUUUAUUUUAUUAAAAUUGAAUCUUACCAUAUCAUCAGCCAAUUGUAACCCGUUGCCUAUUGAACCUUUUCUUUUGAUUAAUAUUAUGUAUGUGCUAACAAGUAUUUGUACGCGCCAUCAG
This is a messenger RNA of Cydia splendana, 2215 nucleotides long. RefSeq lists its product as uncharacterized. Gene Ontology annotation, cellular component: vacuolar membrane. Gene Ontology annotation, molecular function: L-amino acid transmembrane transporter activity. NCBI's taxonomy places the organism in Eukaryota, Metazoa, Arthropoda, Insecta, Lepidoptera, Tortricidae. The coding region runs from base 126 to 1517 and encodes 463 amino acids. The record is from RefSeq and is a predicted model, not a curated record. Gene Ontology annotation, biological process: amino acid transmembrane transport. The transcript is spliced from 9 exons.